Corythoichthys intestinalis (scribbled pipefish) is the source of this 1255-nucleotide messenger RNA. RefSeq names its product homeobox protein MSX-2-like. NCBI's taxonomy places the organism in Eukaryota, Metazoa, Chordata, Actinopteri, Syngnathiformes, Syngnathidae. Gene Ontology annotation, cellular component: nucleus. The coding region runs from base 1 to 789 and encodes 262 amino acids. The record is from RefSeq and is a predicted model, not a curated record. Gene Ontology annotation, molecular function: RNA polymerase II transcription regulatory region sequence-specific DNA binding; DNA-binding transcription factor activity, RNA polymerase II-specific. Gene Ontology annotation, biological process: embryonic morphogenesis; regulation of transcription by RNA polymerase II. The transcript is spliced from 3 exons.
AUGGGUUGGCGUCGCGGACUCAGAAGACGAGCAUUGGUCAGUGAACGCAUCUUCCACUCCACUGGGAGCUGCGUGGCCCAGUCGCCUGGCCUGAAAAUGAACGCAUCGCAGGGCUCGCCGUCCCAGGACGAUCAUGCGAAGGAAGAGACGGACGACCCGACUGCGGAGAAGGAGAAGAGCCGACUCCCGUUCAGUGUCGAGUCUUUGAUUUCCAAAAAGAGCACCUGUCAGACUUCUUUUGCUCAAAAGCCCCCGGCGCACUUCUCUCCGAGAACUUUUUACGCGGAUGGAUCACCGGCGGAGGACGCGACACACUCGGUUGAUAUCGAGCAGAACACUUGGUUUCAGGCGAAUUCCUUCUCUUCCAGCUCUCGUAGUUCCAGUCCCUCUCAGUGCACUUUACGGAAGCACAAAAACAACCGUAAACCUCGCACGCCCUUCACUACCUCUCAGCUGCUGGCCCUGGAGCGCAAGUUCCGCCAGAAGCAGUAUCUCUCCAUUGCCGAGAGAGCCGAAUUCUCCAGCUCGCUCAACCUGACGGAGACCCAGGUGAAGAUCUGGUUCCAGAACCGCAGGGCCAAAGCCAAGAGGCUGCAGGAAGCCGAGUUGGAGAAGUUCAAGCUGGCCUCCAAGCCACUUCUGUCCGCCUUCGCUUUGCCUUUCCCUCUCAGUGCGCACAUGCAGGGUUCCGCUGCGUGGGGACCUUCGAACCCCUUCCCUAGGCCCAGUCUGCCAGUCCCGGGAAUAUUCGGUGGACCCGUCACGUACGGAAUGUACUAUUUGUCUUAAUAUGUGCUUAAAAGGGGAAUACAUGUUUUCAGAUCAUGCUUGCGAAAACACUUUAAGGCACCAAAAGUGUUUCCGAACUGGAAAAAUUAAAUAUAUUUUUAUGUACUUUACCUUAAGACGAAUGUUCUUCUUACCUCCAAAACUGAAAACUGUCUGACACGUUGUAAAAAUUGCAGUUUGCGUGAGUUUAUUUAGAAUAUUUCAGAGCUAGAGCAGUAAAAAGUACUUAUUGUGAGUGCCUUCAAGAGUCAGCAUCUCCUAUUCAACUUUUUUUUUUUAAGAGAGUCCGUUUAUUUUCGAUAAAAUGUGUGCAUCAAAUAGUGUUUACUCUCACGGCGUGGCCUUAAUGAGGAUUACAUUAGAAUUUGAUAUAAAGUGCUGCAAUUUCACUGGAGAGACAGCAGGACAUUUGUAUUUAUUGAACCUUUUCUAUCUGUACUGUGUACAAUUCUCUAUGAAAAUCUAU